Molecule: messenger RNA, 1352 nt
Organism: Xenopus tropicalis (tropical clawed frog)
Lineage: Eukaryota; Metazoa; Chordata; Amphibia; Anura; Pipidae
Gene: clcf1
Product: cardiotrophin like cytokine factor 1
Exons: 3
Coding region: 47-718 (223 amino acids)
Biological process (GO): negative regulation of neuron apoptotic process; ciliary neurotrophic factor-mediated signaling pathway; cell surface receptor signaling pathway via JAK-STAT
Cellular component (GO): extracellular region
Molecular function (GO): cytokine activity; ciliary neurotrophic factor receptor binding
Source: RefSeq, marked provisional
CUGGGCUUCUAGCGACCAGCACCCUCUAACCCUCCUGGGCCCAGACAUGCUGCUUAUUACAGGGGGCUCUUACAGAGUCCUGUGUGCCACUUUGGUAUCUCUCUUUCACAUUGUAUCUAGUGAUGCUCUAAAUGUGACAGAUCCUCUAGCUCGUACAUCAAUUCAGAAAAGCUACGAUCUCACAAAAUACUUGGAACACCAGCUUCGCUCUUUGGCCGGACCGUACCUUAAUUAUCUUGGUCCUCCUUUCAAUGACCCAGACUUUAACCCACCACGUGCUGGGGGUCCUGAGACAAUUCCUAGUGCUUCUGUUGACUUUCAUCUGUGGAGAAAUCUGAAUGAUGGGCUCCGUUUGGCGGAGAAUCAUCGUGCAUACAGCUUGCUUCUCUGCUACUUGCGAUCAAUUGAUGAAGAGGUAGCACGCACUGAACUAAGGAGAAGCUUGGGCCGAUUUUGCACCAGCCUGCAGGGCCUUGUGGUGAGCAUUGCUGGAGUUAUGUCUUCCCUCGGCUAUCAACCACCACAAGAACUAGUAACAUCCUCUCCCCCAACAGCAAUGGGUUUUGGAAGAGGAAAUGACUUUUUGAGAAAAAUGGAGGACUUCUGGUUGCUAAAGGAGCUGCAAAUUUGGCUUUGGAGGUCAGCCAAGGACUUCAACCGUCUCAAAAGAAAGGUUCCAUCUGUUGUGGCCUUCAGAGUGGAAUCCCGUGGGCUGUGAUUUGGUUGAUAUGAGGAUGUUGACUCAUGUUGCUGUACUUCUUAAUACAGCAAUAACCAAAAUGAGCAAGCCACAAUGGUAUUAUUGUGCUCGCAUAUAGAUGGAAUGUUGCACAUUUUUGUUACUGGAAUAUAAGUCAAUGGAAGAAUAUGAGAAUACAAAGUCAUAACAGAUUACUAUAGCCCAAGGAGGAGUUUAGAUUUUGUUCCCAGAAAUUGAAAAAAAGUCAUAAGGGAAAUAAUAUGGGUUAACAAUAAGUGGAGAAUUCAAAUAAAUGAUCACUGACUUAAGGAAAACAAGCAAAAACCAUAAAGGGAGCAGUGUGACCACAAAUAUGCAGAGGGGGUAGUGCAAGAGACCGUAGGGUUGUUUUAUUUAUGGGAAGAGCCUGUGUGGUCUAUUUAAAUUACACGAUAAAAAAGAUAUGGAAAAAGGAUAUAAAACAGGGCAUUCUUAAUUAUGGCUCAGUAUGAAAUGCUGCCCAAAUUGCAGUGGCAGUCAAAGAGAAAAAAUAUUUACUAAAUCUACUAAAUAAAUAUCAACUGCAAAUAAGCCUACAUGAAGAAUAUUUCAAAGGCAAUGGGUUAUAGAUAGGACUGUAAAAGAACCAGAACAGCUAAAAAAAAAAAAAAAA